Molecule: messenger RNA, 501 nt
Organism: Synchytrium microbalum
Lineage: Eukaryota; Fungi; Chytridiomycota; Chytridiomycetes; Synchytriales; Synchytriaceae
Exons: 3
Coding region: 1-501 (166 amino acids)
Source: RefSeq, a predicted model, not a curated record
AUGGCCACCACUGCUGAUGUACCUGCUCCUGUCGCCGCAGUCAAACCUCGAGUCAUCGUAUUGGCAUUAGACGCAAGUCCACAGUCUGAACGAGCUCUUAACUGGUGCUUGGAACAUAUUAGCAAAGAUAGUGACCACUUAGUGGUUGUCACUGCUUUGAAGCCUGUUAUACCCCAAACAGCGAUGGACUUUUACGUAGGGACAGAUACUGCUGCUUUGGAAGCUGAGGUUGAAAAGAGAUGCAUAACUGAUGUGAAAAAGACUGUUGCUGAAGCUCGUGCUAAAUACCACAGACACGUGGAAGUCACCAUCAAGGUAGUUUGGUCUGAUCCUAGAGAUGCUCUUAUGGACACUAUCAACCAAACACACGCUGAUAUGAUUGUGUUGGGCAGCCGAGGCAGAUCCAACAUCUCUGGAAUGCUGCUUGGGUCUGUUAGUAACUAUAUACUUCAUCAUUCGCAAGCUCCUGUGAUUGUAGUCAGAGAUCCAAGUGAAAAGUAA